GUUUUCGCUACAGUGUGAACGAUUUUGUUGUGAAAAGGAUACUGUAGCUGUUCAGACUUGCAAGACAUUAGUAAUGAAGGGACAUGAGGCACAAGAGCCGCUGAGAGGCUCGUUGCAACACCGCACGUGUAGAUUCACCUAGUCCUUGGCCUUGUGAACUCUAGUCUAGUGGUUGAGCUCCUAAACUAAGUUACUUGGCGCAAGCCGCUUUGCUUCCCUUUGUUCAGCUGUAGGAGGUCUAUAAAAAAAGGUCGAUAGCUGCAAUCAUAAUCAUGAGUCGUCGGGAGCGUGGGGCAGAGGAGAGGGAGAGAAAGUCAAAGCCGAAGGUGAAGUCAGAAUUUGUUCGGUUUGAGGUAGACAGGGAUGAUUCCGAUUCUCCAACGGGUCUCGGUGGCAUUGGUCGACGCCUGAGCACCAGUUUCGGCAAGGGAAGGGAGAGAGCUUUCGUUGCUGCCAGUGGGGAAGACGGCGAGUACGCCAUGAUGCGGGAUGGCUCACGGCGUUUAGGCAAGAUGCUCACGUCACCCGCCAGUAGCCAUGGUGGUGCCGAUAGCGGUACUGCUGGUAGAAGCGGUGGUGGUGGUGGCACCGGCACUGAACUACAGACUAUUGGUGAUCCAAUGGUGGCCAUUGCAGGUCCCAGGACUACCCUGCCACCGGGAGCCAGGGGCGACAGCAGUUCCGUGAAAAGGAGAACAAAUCCUCUGAUGCGCUCUAUUGUCCACAAGCAUUCACAAGCUUCUCUCUUCGUUAAUCAAAUGUACGCCGCUCGUCUGGCGUUGAGGAACGCAGUCGACACUGGGUCGGAUCCACUGCACCAGGCAGCACGUGAUGGGAUGGUAAUGGAGCUGACACACAUACUGGAUACAUCACCCAUGAACACGACCAACUCCCUUGAUGGCAACAGCUACGCUCCACUGCAUUAUGCUGCACGUGGUAAUCACAUUGAGUGCGUGAAGAUGCUGCUUGAUAACGGAGCGGAUGCCAACAUCCAAGGAGAUGAAGAGCGUACUCCACUGUUUCUAGCUGCCAAGUGUAACCGUCCAGACGUGGUGGGCAUUCUUUGUCAGCACCCGGGUGCCAGAACUGACCUGCCGGACAUGUACGGCAUGCUGCCAUCUCAUGUGGCUGCACGCCGUGGACAUUCCGCAGUGCUGAAGGAGUUGAACAAGAGUGGUGCUCUACACAUAGAGUCACCUGAUUUCCAUGGCAAUACGGCACUCCAUCACUCAUGCAUGUCGGGAAACGCGGAAGUCGCUAAUUUUCUGCUUGAACAUGGUGCCAGUCCUCUUCACAAGAACAACAACAAGGAAACGCCAUACCAUCUGGCUGCAAAGGAAGGCUUCGUAUCUGUUCUCAAGAUAAUUCUGAAGAACAAGAUCUUUGAUCCCGAGUCACAGCGACGGCAAAUGAUGGCUGACCGAGACAAUGAAGGCAACACUUGUCUACACCUUGCUGCCCAGAAUGGGCAUACCCAGGUUGUUCAACUGUGCCUCCAGGAACUUGCUGACAUCAAUGCUCACAAUUCGUUCUUUGCAACCCCACUGCACCUGGCAGCAGUGAAUGGUCAUGAAGAGGUGGUCAAGAUGUUGGCAGCUGGUGGCGCCAAGCUGAAUAGCCCCGAUUUCGAGAGGAUGACACCACUACACAGGGCCACCAAGUUCAACCGACUGGGCAUUGUCAACUUUCUCCUUUCACAAGGUGAGAACACCAAAGUGGAUGCUCACGACGCCAAUGGCAAGACUCCACUGUUGGUGGCUGCUUCACAUGGGCACGUAUCCAUCAUGACGGCUCUACACCGAUUCCAUGCAGCCAUUCAAGCACGUGAUGCCUGCGACAGGACAUGCCUGCACCUUGCUGUCAUCAACCAUGAAAUCAAAGCUGUGGAAACAUCCUUGAAGCUUGGUGGGAAGGAUAUUCUCAACUCUGUGGACCGAGAUGAGUCAACUGCCCUGCACUUGGCAGCGAGAAAGGGUUUCUUCAAGAUUUGUCAGCUGCUGGGUGAGCAUCACUGUGACAUGACAGCCCGUGAUGAGCAUGAGAGAAUACCGCUGCACUGGUCUGCUAGCGAAGGCAAGUAUCGCACUACCAAGUUUCUUGUGGAGAGUACACCAACAAAUGUGAAUGACAUUGAUGAUCAGGGAAGGACUCCGCUCCACCUUGCUGCUAUCAACGGACAUCAGCGCCUGUGUGAGCUCUUGAUGGACCUUGGUGCUGAUGUGUCUGCCAGAGACAACCGUCGCUGGACACCUCUGUGCCAUGCAUCAUCUGAAGGUCACUGCAACACGAUGGAAUCUCUACUUGAACAUGGAUCACCAGUCAACAUCAAAGACCACCGUGGUAAUACACCACUUCACCUGGCAUGCAUGGCCGGCCACUCCAAGGCUGUGCGAACACUGUUGGAUCACAAUGCUGUUCUCGUUCAGAAGAAUUCUGAUGGCAUGACAUGCUUUGAUGUUGCCAUCGAUGGUGGCCAUGAAGAUGUUGCAGAGGUCAUUAUCCGGGACUCCAGGUGGCAUGAGGUGAUGCGGCGCAACUUGAACGAGACGCCGCCAAUGGUGCGGCUGAUUGAGAAGAUGCCAAACAUAGCAGAUAUUGUCCUGGACCAGUGCCUGUGGAUUACUCCGGGCAAAACGCCAGUGGAUGACUGCGUAACGUAUGACUUCCAGUACAUCUAUGAGCCACCACUGAGCAAGAAAGAACAGCCAGAAGACUACAUUGAGUCUAAGCCUGUGGACCUGAUGGUGACUGAGAAGACUGAGAAUUUACUGUCUCAUCGACUGACACAGGCACUCAUGAAGUACAAAUGGCGUACUUUUGGCAAGUGGGUGUUCCUCACCAACCUCCUGGUGUACAUCAUCUUCAUCAGUUUUCUGACAGUCUACGUUGCCAACAACAAGACUAAGCACCAGCAGGACGCACUCACCUUACAGGACACCGCCUUUGCUACGGAACGCGAUGCCAAGUACGUUGCCUACAGUUCCGUGCAGUGUUCAAUUUCCGAUAGCCGCACGGCGAACUUCCACUACUUAAUCCGUAACUCCAUUGUGAAUGCCAACUAUCCGUGCCGCGCUCUCAAAUUUGAGUAUGAGUGUGAGUCUCCUGUAGCCGCCAUUGACAAUACACUGUUCGCAUCCAGUGCUAACUACACUUGUCCGCCGACGGAGUGGAGCCCUAACCAAACAAACUACAUCAUUGGUUGUGUUGGGCCGGCGUACUAUGCAACAGGUGAUUUCAUCACUGUCUACGAGCGGCGGGGGAGACUUGUCGAAGUAUGCACAGACCUCCGCUACAAUUCUUCAUGUACCCUUGCCAGCGGAGAAUGGGGCAUCAUCUUCAGCCAGGACGUCAGUAUUCAAACCACUGCUUGCAGCUCUCCGUUUGUAGUCCCCGCGCCUCCUCCAUCAUCCUAUAUCAGUCAAACGGUUCUCAGCGUCUUUGCCUUGGUCCAGAUGCUCAAGGAGCUCAUUAUCAUUGUUUUGAAGAGACGUGCAUACUUGAAUGAUAUCGGAGACAGUGUUCUGGAGUGGUCACUGUACAUCUUAACCCUGUGCUUUGUCUGGCCUGGACGCCUUGGUCUACAACCCACUGAUUGGCAAUGGAAAUGUGGUGCGGUGGCAGUUUUCCUGGCAUGGUUUGACUUGGUGCUUUUCAUCCAGAGGUUCAGCUUCUUGGGGAUUUAUGUCGUCAUGUUCAAAUCUGUUCUCCAGACAUUGUUAGAGGUAUCAAUUGUGUUCCUGAUGUUUGGCGUCGCAUUUGGCCUCUCUUUCUACAUCCUCUUCCAAGGCCAGGAUAGCUUCAAGUCCAUAUCCUGGAGCCUGCUCCAGACAUUUGCCAUGAUGCUUGGAGAAGUGGAGUACGUUAACAUCUUCGUCAGCGGUCUCAGCGAUGUUCCCUAUGUAGGUGUGUCCGUUUUCAUUUACAUCCUUUUUAUUCUGAUCAUGCCCAUCCUGUUGAUGAACCUCCUGGUCGGUUUGGCGGUCGGUGAUAUCGAGACGGUCAAGCAGAGUGCAUUCCUGAAGCGCCUCGAGAUGCAGGUGGAAAUGAUCAGCUCUGUUGAGCGCUGGAUGCCGUAUGUCGUUCAGAAAUACUUCUACAAGACGUCACUCCAGCGCUAUCCUCGACGUCCGAAGAACAUCUACUGUAAGGUCAAGGAGCAGAUGGACUUACUGACGAGCAUGGGUGGUGCUGAAGAGUCCUUUGGCAGUGCCCAGGACAAGGAGAAGGAGCAGCGGCUUGUACAGAUAUCAACUGAGCUCACGAGACAGAAAACAAGAAUGAGAGGAGUUCAGAAGCAACUGGACAUGCAGAGUCGUAUGCUGCGCACAAUUGCUGAGCAGAUGAAGAUCAAGAGUGAAGUAUACGAGUCGGAUAACGAUGACGACAUGCAACUGGAUGAGUUGUACUCGUAAAGGUGAUGUGUGGCGAGUGUCUGUAGUAACUUCUAGCCUGGUAUUGUUUGUGAAACAACUCUAAUUACUUUGUUGCUGGCUGACUCUUCACUACUUUAGAUACCUUGCCUCUAAUUCUUUUCUGAAGUUGUUGGUGUAGCGGCUCAAACUGUAGUUUUACUGUUCUCAAUUAUGGCUAGAUAAUUUGGAGGAGCUAAAUGUUCAGUGGCCCUAUAGUCAGGGAUUUCCUGUCACUUACAUGCAGUGCAAGGCGCGAGGCCAGGCUACUGUGGUGUGCAAGGUAGCACACACAUGCUGUGUAUAGCGAUGGAAAGAUAGUUUUAACUCUGGCUGCACUAGCUGUGCUUCAUUCUGGGAGAGACACAGUUAUGCCCAUUUUCAGCAUCGGUCAGGGCUAUGCAAUUCUUGCAAAAAGUUCUUUGCUUUCGUUUUUGUGAAAUGCGCGUAGGUCACAGCUUUUGUAGUGAGUUUCGGAUUGCUUGCUGGCACCUGCUGAAUGUCUUUUACCGCUGAUUUUCCAUUGUGAGCGGGUUGCAUUACACAGUGGUGUAUUGGCUGAUCAUUAUUCCAGUACUUCCUCCGUUAACAAAAAUUUCGUGAUGGA
This is a messenger RNA of Sycon ciliatum, 5016 nucleotides long. RefSeq names its product transient receptor potential cation channel subfamily A member 1-like. NCBI's taxonomy places the organism in Eukaryota, Metazoa, Porifera, Calcarea, Leucosolenida, Sycettidae. Bases 273 to 4412 code for a protein of 1379 amino acids. Gene Ontology annotation, biological process: monoatomic ion transport; transmembrane transport. The record is from RefSeq and is a predicted model, not a curated record. Gene Ontology annotation, molecular function: monoatomic ion channel activity; protein binding. Gene Ontology annotation, cellular component: membrane. The transcript has 27 exons.